Molecule: messenger RNA, 963 nt
Organism: Fraxinus pennsylvanica
Lineage: Eukaryota; Viridiplantae; Streptophyta; Magnoliopsida; Lamiales; Oleaceae
Source: the annotation of a GenBank genome assembly
AUGGGAUCUGUUGGAAAUACAAAUCCUUGGGCACCUUAUAGUUAUAAGGACUGUUCACAAGGAAUUUGUAGCAUGUAUUGUCCACAGUGGUGCUACAUAAUCUUCCCUCCUCCUCCUCCGCCUCCUCCGUCAGAUGAUGAUUCCAGGACCCCUUUUUCCCCUCUGGUUAUCGCCAUCAUUGGCAUCGUGGCAAGUGCGUUUAUGCUGGUAAGUUACUAUACCAUUGUCACAGGAUAUUGCAGGCGAAGAAGUAAUCCGAGUGCGAGCGAGGAAUUGGAUGAAAUUCGUGAUGAAACGAAUCGUGAUCAGUGGCAGGUUACUUCACAUGGACUAGAUGAGGCACUUAUUAACACUAUCACAGUUUUUAAGUACAACAAAGGUGAUGGUCUAAUUGACGGGACUGAGUGUUCUGUUUGUCUAAGUGAAUUCGAAGAAAAUGAGAGCCUUCGACUAUUGCCAAAAUGCAGCCAUGCUUUUCACCUUCCUUGUGUCGAUACAUGGUUAAAGUCUCACGCGAAUUGUCCUCUCUGUCGUGCCAGUGUUACUUCUACUAAUGCAGUACCUCUAUCUACUCUGAGUUCUCAGAAUUCACUGGCUCUCAACAUAGCAUCUCUUGAAAUUCAAGGCUCGGAUGAUUUAAUCGUGGUAGUGGAUGAUCGUGAUCGUGAAAGUAAUCACCAAGACGAGCUGGUUGUUAGCCUUGUUACUGAUGAUACUCGACCAAAGAGCCCCUCUCCACUUAAUACCAAUACAGAGGAUUCUGAAACAAGAAAUAGUAACAUUGCAAGGACUACUGAUCCUAAAGAUGUUAACGACUUUACCAGAUCAAGUUCUUUAGCUACAUUUUUGUGUCAAAACGAUCUUUCAGUUGGUGAAAUUUUGCGAAUGGAAGAAGUUGAUGAGGACAUACUAAUGAAGAAAUGUCAGUCUUGGAAGGAAUCUGGUUCCUCAAGAGGAUUUUAA